AUGCCUGACGUGUGGCUACGGACAGGAAGUUGGGAGGUUAAUAUUUGAGGCAACGCUUCCACUAUCAUUGGUUUCUGAUGUGUGCAAAAUGGGGGACUCACUCGAGUCCACCAAUGUGGACCCAGAAAUUCCGUUACUUGGGUCAUCGACAGGUUCCCUAGACUCAAGUGGAAGGAAGGUUAGACCACCAAACAAGAAACGGUAUGAUGAAGAGCUUGAAGCUCUCCAAAGCACCAUCAAGGAAAAGGAAGCUGAGCUUAGGUCAAUUACACAGUACCUGAGUGAUGACACACACAAGAAUGGCCUUCGUACCAUGAGAUCUGAGAAAAGUAAACUUAUAGAUAGACUCAAACAGAUUGAACAGGAGUUGAAAACCCUCAACUCAGACAUCUUGAAAAAGAAAGCUGAAUUAGACCGUUUACAAUCUUCUCUUCACUACAAGAGUGAAGACCGGAUAGACCAUUCCAUAACAAGGCUUGACUCUUUGCUGAAGAAUCAGAACUUUAAACUGUCUGAAGAAAAGAAGAUUGUCAGUGAAAUUAAUAGCUUGAAACGUUCAAAGAAAGUCCUGCGAGAUUUCUUGACACUGAAGAAAGAGAACGACGACAUGCGAAGUAGACAGAAACGCCUGCGAGAAGAACGAGAUAACUCACAGAAAUUUGUUAACCAGCUUCGCCGGAAAGAAGACGAACAUAAAGAAACGGUUCAGAAGAAGAAAUUUCGGAAGGACACCCUAAAGAAAGAGCUUGACAAUUUGUACGACAUGAAGCGAAGGAUGGUUCAGGAUUUUAAACAACAGGAGAAGGAUUAUGUUGAAGUCAAAGGAGAGAGUCGACGACAGAAACGAAAAGAAAAGAAAAAGGAAGAGCCAUGUUCUCAAAUGGAGGCAUUCCAGAAGUCUCUGGAGGAGUACACCAUACAACGAGAGCCCUACACAGAUGAGAUCAACUUGUGUAACACUCUUAUAUACUACCUGCAGAAAUACAUCCAGACCUCCGAUGACCAGCCACAGGAUGAUCCACCUGUAGGCAAGGGUCUCAAUUUGUCUUCGUCCAAUUGUUCCGCUGAACUAGCUGCUGAACUGGAGGAGGGAAUGUAUGUCCUCAAACGUAAGACAGAGGAUGAUUCAGAAUAUCCUGGGACAGGUCGUCGCUCCGGUAAGCGACGACCCAGCAAAAAAGGCAAACGUCUCUCCUCUGUUACUAAGCCUGUGACACAUACACCACAGAUAUUUUCCCAGUUUGCCUCCCUAAAUCUGAAUGCACCUUCAAAUCAUUCCGAAAUACCAGCGUCCUUAGAGCAGCUACAAGCUCGCAAGGAAUUCUACAAAAAUGGUUGCCAGCUAAACCAGAGUAUCGCAACCCCAGCCAUUGAGGAGCACCACACCAGUGAUGCGGGGAUCUCCACUAGUGAUGCAGGGAUUUCGCUUACAGAGAGUGGUAUGUGCGAGAUGUCUCGUCAGGCUAGUAACACUGAAAGUACAGAGAAUUCAACAGAGCUGCCGUUUACUGUUCUGGAUGAACUUAUGAAGCUGUCGAGUGAGGAAGCUGCAUCAGAGACAUUGUCUGAAGUUUCCGAGGAUACUCUAGGUCGUAGUAAUUCCAAUUCGGACUCCACUGAGCAUGCUCAGUCUGAGGGAGACUUAUCAGAUAGUAUUCCCACAUCUGUGCAGGAUAAAGAAAGUGACAGCAAUGAUAUAUGUGGUAUGAAGUCAGAGAGUGUAGCUGGGGUAAAAUGUGAGGGUAACUUAACUACUGAAUCAUUGCUCAAGGUACCACACAAUGAUACAGCACGCCAAUGUGAUAAUCAAAUAGUCCUCACUACUCAGAUGUUGGAGCAGGCCAAAGUCAACUCUAAUAUGCAUAAACUGAGUAUAUGUGAUGUCCCUGUGGACCAGGCAUCAAAGGUAAGGGAAGUGGUGGGUGAUGAUUGUCAGGAGACUGACUAUGAAUUUGAUAUGCCACUUGAAACCUCACCAUGUGUGUCUUGAUGUUGGUAGCUGAUUAGCCAUCAUGACUAUGUGUUGUGUAUGAUGCAUUCACGGAUUUAUGAAUGUCCUUGACUUUUACACUGAAGGGUUAGAAACCUGGAUCGGCAUGGUUAUACUAUAGGAUUAAAAAGGGAUGAAUUUGUAUGUUAGGUCUACUUUAUAUUCAUGCUUUGUUAUUUUCGGUAUUUAAGUACUAAAUACCGAACUUUUCAAAAUUACCUUGUUUCAUUCUGGGUUAGAAAUUACUUUGUGUUUUGUUCAGCCAAACUGUGUAAAAUUCAAAGACAUUUUUAGUCUUUUAUUGUUCACUGUAUCGGUAUAUAUAUAUUCAAGAAAUGAUAAGUGUAGAUUAGCUAUAUUUUGUGAGGUUUUAAUUUAAAUUGCAAAUUUUACUAGUAUGAUUGGGAAAACAAUUUCAUUUAGGAUAUAUAUAUUUUUGAGUAUCGUACAGAUUUGCUGGUUACUUUUACCGGUCAACAGUUUAUAUGGAGUAAUUAUUGUUUUAAUCGUGUCCGAGUUUUCUGGACAUUAUGUUGUUCAUUCCUUGUCAUUUUCAUUAUGAUAUGUUGAAAAUUAGGCCAGAAAAACAAUCCAAUAAAGAUACA
Messenger RNA from Ylistrum balloti, 2595 nucleotides. RefSeq lists its product as uncharacterized. Gene Ontology annotation, cellular component: endoplasmic reticulum; nuclear outer membrane-endoplasmic reticulum membrane network; ribonucleoprotein complex. The record is from RefSeq and is a predicted model, not a curated record. The transcript has 12 exons. Gene Ontology annotation, molecular function: mRNA binding. NCBI's taxonomy places the organism in Eukaryota, Metazoa, Mollusca, Bivalvia, Pectinida, Pectinidae. The coding region runs from base 89 to 1990 and encodes 633 amino acids. Gene Ontology annotation, biological process: intracellular mRNA localization.